Molecule: messenger RNA, 2955 nt
Organism: Orbicella faveolata
Lineage: Eukaryota; Metazoa; Cnidaria; Anthozoa; Scleractinia; Merulinidae
Product: protein JTB-like
Biological process (GO): mitotic cytokinesis
Cellular component (GO): cytoplasm; midbody; centrosome
Source: RefSeq, a predicted model, not a curated record
CACUAACGGUCAAGCAUGAAAUCGAGUCAACAGAAGAUGAAGCAAUGGCGGAUGGUUGCCGUUGUAAUAAGUUUGAUAAUUGUACUACUCAUAGCUAAUUUCAGCAUUCAAAUUAAGAAAAGAAGUCUACGAAAUGAGAAUGUAAAUGAGCCGAGCCCUGCUUCUGUCAUCGAUUUAAAUGAUACAGCUGGUCAGAAAUCUUCGAAGAACACCAACAAAAGCUCUGUGGAAAAUGCAAAAGUGCAACCAAAUUCCAAUUGUUGGAAGAAGGAAGAAACACGCAGUCUUGCGGAAUGUGUUCAAUGCAGUGACUAUGAAAAGAGGACAAUUAAAGGAUGUUUACAGACUGGAAAUAUACAGCUUUCAUACUGUGUUGAUUCAAAUGUGAAAUUUUAUGCGAGCUGUAAAUAUAUUGUAGAAUGGGAAGAGAAAAAGUUCUGGAUGUUUGAGGGUAUUGUGCUUAUCAUGUUAAUAUGUUCCUCCUCAAUGGUAUGGUACAGACAAAGACAGCUUGACAGCGUGUUCUACCAGAAACUUCAAAAACAAGUGGAGAGCGACACUAUAUAGUAGUACGUGAAUAUAUUACAACAACAAUGAAAUGCAAGUUCACAGUCCGAGCCAAGCCAUAUUCCUGUACAGUACUGAACAAUGUAUAUUUUUAUUUAUUUGAUUUGGAGGAAUAUGCUGGGUAUGAUUUGUAACUAUAGUUUUAAAGGAAAACAAGUGAAAGGAAGUCACUGGCUCAAGAAUGGCACAAGAAUAUGUUUUAAAGGAAAUCAUUGCCCGUGGAGAUUGUAUUUUGACAGGCCACUGUUUCCAUGCAGAUUAUACAUGGCUCCAAAGCAGAAUUGUGUGUCCCAAUUUGGAGACAUUUUUAUGAUUGACUCAUGCAGAUAAUUUGUAAUGUUAUGGACAGUGGCCCUUUUCACAGUUAGCUUUUGGCAUGUGCAUUGCAUCCCUCACAGGGAUGUGAGGCAAUUUCAGGAAGAAACUACCAAAUUGCCUUGACUUGCCUUGCGUGCACACUGGAGUGUAAUGCAAAUGAGAAGGUUAAGCAUGAAAAGGGUUACUUACAGCCCAUGUUUUCCAGCAAUGAGUAAUUUACAUGUAAAAACCAAGUACUGUUAAUCUAGAUGAAAACUCAGGUUUCACCUCUUUCCUUUUUGAAGUGGUUUUACCUCGAAAAUAUUUUAAGGUGAUUGGCUCUGCUAUACUACAGUACAUGCAACAUUUUUAUUUGGUAGUAUAGUUGAUCUUCCCCCUUAAAAGUAGUCUUCUUUACAGCUGUUAUUAGGGUUGUCACACAACGCCUUUCCCCACUUUGUGUGACAACCCUAAUAACGGCUGUGAAGAAGACUACCUUAAAAGCAGCCAUUUCAUUUUUAUUUAGUACAUGUACUUUCACAUGUAUUUCUCACACAGUAAAGUUUUACUUGUCACAACUGGGAUGUUUAAGUUUAUGUUUUCUUUAUUUCCUACAUACUUCUAUGUGUAUGUGUAUUGAUUGACUUCAAUAGCCUGAUUUUCGAGUUGUCCCUCCAUCUGAGCUCAAUUUUUCCCCUUCAAGAGAUGUCAGAGAGUUCCCCUUAGAAUUUAAUCCAUAACUGCUUUUCAUGAUCUUUAGUGUCCUACAGAGACACAUAGUCUUUAAAUAAUAGCUUCUAGGCUGUUUUUGAGAAAUUCGUAACUCAGCUUUGACCAGGCAGAGGCACUAUAUUGAAUUUGCUCAAACAUAAUCAUCAUCAUCAUAAUCAUUGUCACCACUAUCAUCGCCACAUCUUGCAGGGAAGAACUGAGCUUCCGAGUAGAGAUUUUUCAGAGCUAUCCAUUCCAAUAACAGAAUGGUUUUAUAAGAAAAAGUACAACAAGUGAUGCAUACAAAGUCAUGUGCAUAGGCAUUAUAGUUGCCAUUUAUUUACUAAUAUAUAUCUAAAACAAAACAAUGUUGUAAUAAAGAGAGUAAUAAAAUGGACUUACAGUAUGGUAAAUAAAGAGAAAUUGGUUCUCAACUAACCACUUCACAUUGUUUUCAUUUUUGCUAGAAUAUAAUGUGUUAUGCACAGUGAAUCUCAUUAUGUACCUUAUAUUUUCAACAAUAUAAUUCCCAAGCCUGUAAAUAGAAGCCAGUCAUCAGAUGAUAAUAAUAUAAUUAGCAUUGACCAGUGAAAUUUUAGUUUGGCCUGACAGAUUUACCUCAAGCAAUCUGAAACAUUCAAUUUUGUAGGAAAUUAAAAAUAUAUAUAUACGUAUCUUAUGGUAUGUCUUAUGAGGUCAAGCAUUGAGAAUAUAAAGAGUCCAUUUCAUGCCUAGACAUCAGAACAGUAGAUGUAAAACUAGUGUACAUUGUAUAUACUAAUUAUGGUCAACCUGACAUGAAAUGGAAGUAGCUAAGACGUGUUUUCCUUCAUUCUGAGCAGAAAUGUGAUGCAUAGUAGCUCUUUCGGUCCCAGAUUUUUCUUGGACCAAUAUCAACUCUUUCUUAACAUUCUGACUUAUCCAGAACUCAAAUUAACAUGUUACAACACUGAAAAACAGACUAUCCCAUCCAUGAGAGCAUGUGCAACAGUCAUUAAUCCCACUGACUGGAGAAACACUGGCUCUGCACAAGAAUUGCUACUGUUGGAAAGUGUUUGAAGCGAGUACAAAGUAAAAAGAGGGUAAAUUACAAGUAUAUCCAAAAAGAUAGUUAAUUAUGUACUGGGUACUUGACUAAAGCAGCAAGGAACUUUAAUUGCAUGAGAAAUAACAGUUUCAGCAUAAGAGCAUACAAAAGAAUUCAUUUGAGUCUCAUGCUCAAUGCCUUAGACUUGAGAGCUCUGCAAUAAUAAUUUAAUUAGCAUUUUGACCACCAAAAGUUUAGUCUGAUCUGAAAAAUUUUGAUUAGCUCAAACAAUCUAUUUUCCUGGAAAUUAAAACUAUAUAUUAUGGUACGUCUCAAGAUGCCAAGUGUUGACA